AUGGCCCUCUUGAACUUCGUUUCCGCAGCUACCGCCGUUGUGCUCCUAGCAGUGGGUACUGAUGACCUUGCACUCUCUUCAUCCCUGCGAGCCGCAAUUGGAGACUUCAAGCCCCCUCCGGAACCAGAACCCAUCGCAAUCACCGAGCUCCCGCUUCCACCAGUAUCUCCUAGCGCCGCAGAAGGCUCUUGCAGUAUCACCGUCAACCCUGCUGGAACUGGUUGUAUCGUCCAGCAAGGAGGAUUAAUCCAGGGAGGAAGUUUCCUCCCCGACAACAAGCACGUCACAGCCACCGUCAACUUCACCGGCGCGCCCGCGGCACCGGAUCCCGCGAGCGUCUACGUAGGAGAGCAAAUAAUUAUCGUCAAAACCGAAGAGAAUGUAUCCUUUCCGAACGGCGAUGCAUGGAAAUGCAUCACGUGCGGCAUCCCGGAAGCCAACGACCACGGGCGCCUUAUGCCCCUGGACUACCCGCAGGCUUUCCACGACGGGAAACGCGUGCUGGUCGGGUCGAAUGUUGUGGAUUGCGGCGACGCGGAAUUGGCCACUGAUGAAUGCACGCCUGAGAAAACGCAUAUCUACCCGAUUCGGUGGAAUACCUCGCCUGAUGGAUCGGGGCCUGGCGGCGCAAUUCGAGAGCAGCGCUUGCACCCCGAUAACCUGCACCUCGGAUGGAGUUCGUUCGGCCUGCAAGCCGGGCGGCUCACACAGUACGCAUACUUCGGCCGGCUUUCCUUCAAUCCCUCGCCGACGAGGAGCGAACCGCUCGCUCCGCGCUUCGACCUCGUGAACAUUACCACGCUGCACAGCGAGGCAGCAGAGCAGCAGCCCUGGCUCGUCGACAACCAAGAGGACCAGCACGAACUCCGCCGCAACCCGCACGCGAUCCAAGUCGGCGAGCUCCGCGGCUUCAGCGGCACCGGGAACGAGGCGACCUACAUCGGCUUCCCGGCGGAGUCCUCCAACAUCGACGUCUUCGCCGUCGACCUCGCCUCGGGCGCAGUCCGCAGAAUAACCCAGCACCCCGAGUACUGCGACCCGCUGGACAUCUCGCCGGACGACCAAUGGACCGUCGUCAUGGACACGCGCGGCAGCGGCCGCCAGAUGUUCAUGGCCGGCAUGCGGCACGUCCCCCCGGUGACGGACCUGCUCACCAGCACCGUCGCGUCGUCGACACGCAACAACGGCGCCCGCCGCUUCUUCCAGCCGUACCUGCUGGACCGCGACGGCGACCGCGGGAUGUACUUCGGCCAGCGGCUCAACGCGCAGGGCGACGCGAACUGGAAUGGGCGCGCGGAUCCGAAGUGGUCGCCUGACGGCACGAGCAUCGUGUACUGGCAGGCGCUUGUCGUCGCGCCCGCGUGUGGUGGGGAAAACCCGCUGCCGUGUCCCAACUCGACGGAGCCGGGCGGCCGCACCGAGCGCUUGAUGCUGGCCAGGCUCACGGCGCGCACGCCGCUGCCGCUGCCGGUCGAGCCCGUCGCCCCCGUCUCUGACGACGUGCCCUGGGGGACGAAGUACGAGCCCGGAAGCGCCCUACCUACACGCCCCAUGCCGCCGGCGGGCACGUACACGCUCCGAGGCGCCGUCUCCGGCUCGGCUGCUAUCACCAUCACCGACAACGCAAACGGCACGGCUAUCGAAUCCAUCGCUGUUGCGUACGCUAACUACUCUGAUGUUCCCUGGACGGUGCUCAACGGAUGGGAGAAUGUCACGGUGGCGUAUCCGAGCGCGACGCUGAACGUGGUAGAGUGGUUUUCUGAACUGGUGCAAACGGGGACGGAGGGGUUGGUUACGAAGACGACGAGCGCUGAGGGGUUUCGAUUAGAGAUUGAUGUUUUGGCUAAUGUGUUUGAGGCGAGUGGGAGGUUGGAGACGAGUAUUAAUGGGACGGUGUAUAGGCAGCCGGCGAACGGGACGUGA
Molecule: messenger RNA, 1923 nt
Organism: Trematosphaeria pertusa
Lineage: Eukaryota; Fungi; Ascomycota; Dothideomycetes; Pleosporales; Trematosphaeriaceae
Exons: 2
Coding region: 1-1923 (640 amino acids)
Source: RefSeq, a predicted model, not a curated record